AUGGCGGUCAGACCUUCUGCACCAGCCGGUGCCGUGGUGGCUGUGUCUCGCUCAGGCUCUUCCGGUCGAGUAGCCACGCCAGUCUUACCACCUCUUAAGCCUCAUAAACCAUUGUCACAUCGCCAAGCAUCCACUCAACAGAGUUCAGAACGCGUGCAGCUAGCGUCAAUGCCAGAGCAGGAAUCUUCCGACCUGGGAGACAUGGCCAGAUGGCGUCUCGUGUUCAGCACGCUUUUUCACGCUAACGGGUUAGCAGAAGAGGCGGUGGAGAUUCCUAGGUCUGGUCACGCAGGGAUUUCAGGUCAAUUUGAGACGGUGGAGGCUCUUGGUCAUUUCAGUGCGGAGGGUGAAGGCCUGCAGGGCACUCAUCAUGUAAGGGAUGGCGGCCUGCUUCCCCUAGUUUCCAUGACGGGAGAAGAGACAAGGAUGGAUGCAGAACAAGUUAACGGCAGAAAGUUCCCCCACCAGCAUGUACUGGGAGUUGCCACCUCUGACCCACCUGGAAGCACUCAGCUCCAGACCAACCUAGAGCCGAAGAAGGAUAGUGAGCUGAGGGACGACUACUAUGUGAAUGUGGGGUACGCCAUCAGAACACUUCGGGAGGAGCUGCCAACUCUCUUUUACCGGGACAUGACAUACGACAUCUACAGGGAGGACAUAACCUUCCAGGACCCAAUGAACACAUUCAAGGGCGUGGACAACUACCGCCUCAUCUUCAAAGCGCUGCGCUUCCACGGAAAGAUCUUCUUCAAGGCGCUGUGUGUGGACGUGCUGCGCGUGUGGCAGCCCAACGAGCGCACCAUCCAGAUCCGCUGGUCCGUCCGCGGCAUCCCCCGCCUCCCCUGGGAGGCCCACGGCCGCUUCGAUGGCACCUCGGAGUACAAACUCGACAGUUCUGGGAAGAUCUACUCGCACAAGGUGGAUAAUAUCGUGAUGAGCGACCCGCCGAAGUACCAGCCGUUGACGGUUAUGGAGCUGCUGCGUCUGUCAGGGGCACAGACCACCCCCACCAUUUCGUGCUCGUGCAGAGUCUCCCAGUCAGUUUCUUCUUCAGUGUCUCCUUUGGAGGGGUCUGGCGGGCCUGGUUUGCCGUCGUUUCAGCAGCUGUUGGCAGAAGGAGCGGUGUUUCUGGCGAUGGUUAGUAGGUUCACCUGGAUCAGGUUUUACUGCGCACUGAGUGGGACGCUUGCGCUGCAGAAGAGUAGUGGGGGAGGUGACGGCGAGGAGGAAUUGGCUGCUUCGUCAGGGUAG
Messenger RNA from Closterium sp. NIES-65, 1251 nucleotides. Lineage: Eukaryota; Viridiplantae; Streptophyta; Zygnematophyceae; Desmidiales; Closteriaceae. The record is from the annotation of a GenBank genome assembly.